AUGGCGAGAAAUAUUACAGGUUUUGUUAAAGCUCAAUCGGAUAAUUUACCAAAAUUAAACGUUUUAAUGGUUGCUGACUUUUUUAGUGAAAAUGAAUUUUUUAACGUGGCAGAGACAAGAGGUGUUAAAGCUAAAAGGGCUGAAGGUAAAGAUUAUGGUGAUGCAGCUGUGGGAUACGUUGAAGUAAAACGUGAAGGUAAUUUCUGCCAAGUCCGAGGGAAAAUAUGUCCUGAACAUAGAGUAAAUAAUAAACCUUACUCUGUAUCGAUGCUUGUUAACGAAGAGAUAGACAAGGUCGAAUAUGUUCGAUGCGAAGACUGUGCAGCUUCCGAAGGAGGUUGUAAACAUUCGGUAGCUUUCUUAAUGUGGGUUCACCGUCGGAGCGAAGAGCCAGAACCUACAGCUACCGUAUGCUACUGGAAGAAGCCAGUGUUAGCACAAAUAGGAAGCAAUGUAAGAGCCAUGAAAGCUAAAGAUCUGGUAAAGAAUGAGAGAAGUGCAGUAGAUCUUCCUAAUAAUACUGGUUUCCUGCAGGGUCUUGUACAAGAGAUGAAAAAUAGAAAUUUCGAUUGCCAACUGUCUCGUCAUUUUCUAACAGUGGAAUCAUAUAAAGACUUAUCAAUCCACUCUUUAUUGAUUUCCUUCUGCAAUUCAUCUCAAUGUAAAGAUGCGAAUAGUUUUUUGAACUUUGCAAGAGAAGAAAUGAUAAAAAAACCUUAUAAAGAAGUUGCAAAAGCUACCAUAGAGCAAAGCAAAUCAACUUUGUGGCAAGAGCUGCGGUACGGUAGAAUAACAGCUUCCAAAAUAUUUGAAACAUCUCGUUGCAAGAAACCUGCAGGAUGUCUCGUGGAGCAAAUUAUUGGAGCCUACAAAUUAAGAGACACUGAUGCGAUGGAACGAGGCAGGCGUUUGGAGGAACAAGUACUGGCAAUUCUGGAAGAAAAUCUGCAAACAAAACUACAAAGAGUAGGUUUGUUAUUACAUCCGGAUCUUCCCAUCAUCGGUGCCUCUCCUGAUGCCCUCGGUGAAAAUUUUGUUGUGGAGGUCAAAUGUCCACAAUUUUUAAAAUCUGAGGAGAGGUAUAUAAGCAAAGAAAAUGCCAUCUGCAGCAAAUAUAUGGCUCAGAUUCAAUUGCAAAUGCUCAUGCAAAAUGUACAAAGAGGAUACUUUUGCAUUGCGAAGCAUGAUUUCGAAGCCUCACAAAAUAUUAUAGUCGUGUGUGUUGACUUCGAUGAACAAUUUAUUAAUAAGGUUGUUGCUGAUGCCAUGACAUUCUGGAAACAGAAUAUUUUUCCUGUACUUAUUAAUGGAAUUAAAAGAUAA
This is a messenger RNA of Mycetomoellerius zeteki, 1323 nucleotides long. RefSeq lists its product as uncharacterized. NCBI's taxonomy places the organism in Eukaryota, Metazoa, Arthropoda, Insecta, Hymenoptera, Formicidae. The transcript is spliced from 3 exons. The record is from RefSeq and is a predicted model, not a curated record. The coding region runs from base 1 to 1323 and encodes 440 amino acids.